AUGGCACUCAACGGCUACUCCGGUACUCUGACCAACUUGCGGGAUCAAAGGACACAGUAUCAAUACCUUAAUACUAUAAUGGAAGAGGCAGACGCUACCGAUGUCUCGCCAACACAACCAAUGCAGGCCGCUCUAGCACAAGCAAAGCGCCAGCCUCAACAGCAGCAGCAGCAGCCGCUGAGGCUCCGCGAGGACCGGCUGCACGAAGACCGCCGACAGGCCGACUGCUCGCAGAAGAUUGGCCUGUGGCUGUCUCCCCUGAGCGAUCACUUUCCGACGCCGCGAGGUUUUCACUUCCUGUCGGCGCCCAUCCUGCCGUCAUCGCCCUCUGCUGCGUCCAUGGACGGAGACGCCGACACGGAGGAUCUCAGCUCUUCGCCCAACAGCAACUCGCCGUCCAGCCCGUGGAACGGCAGCAGCAGCGGCAGUGGUUUCGCGUCCACAAACGGCACCGAGUUCGACGACCUUUACGAUGCGUCCGAUGACGACAGCCGUGCCAAGAAGCAAAGGCAGCGGGCCUUGCGCAUCAGCCGCACCAGCAGCGGCUCUCGGCACAGCUCCUUGGAAGACUCUCGCCGCAUGCUACCGCAGUUAAGCAUCCCCAUCCGGACGACGAUCACGGCCCCGACAGAGCCGGACCCCAAGCUUUGCACCUCCCCGAUGGCUCCCACGCCGUCCGCCAAGGUGCCCAUGUCGCCGGCCAUCAUGUCGUUCAUGCAGAAGCACCACGCGUUGGCUGUUCCGGCAGCCUCGGCCCCGCCGUCUCUGGACGGCAGCCAGACGUCAGAACAGUUGUCCCAGAUGUCGGCCCAGGCGUCGGCCCCUCCCACGCCCAUCAUCGGCUGCGCCGAGGAGGAUGUGGAUGGCAGCAGCUGGUCUGGUGUACAGCUGCAGCCCGGCGCCUUGGCCACGCUGCAGUCCCUGUCCCGGCCCGAUGCUGGUUCCGUCGAUGGCGACAUGGGGCCGGAGCGCGUCAUCGAGAUCCCCAGCGAAGAAGUGCCGCCGCCGGUAGAAAUGUCCGAGACACGCGCACAACGUCCUCUGCGGCUGAUCACCUCCGGCUUCGCCCGGCAAACCUUUCCCUUCUCGCCGGCACAGCAGCGGUCUCUGGCAGGCCUGACUCGGCUCGACAUUCCAUCGCCCGGUGGCUUCUUUUCCGGCCUCUCGCCACGGACGCGGCACACAUGGCACCUGCCGGGCAUGACUCCCGUCGACUCAGCCCAUCCGCCCACCUCGGGCACGGCCGAGCAGUUCUAUCGGAUGCCCUGGAGCGACGCGGCGGCAGAAGCUCCGCCCGUUUCACAAGCGUCUGUCGAAGAGCGACCCCGGCACCUGUCGACAUCCCCGGUCGAGCAAGUCAUCGAGGUCGCCGUCCCGGUCGAGACAGAGGAUCCAAUGACGGCGUUUCGCAUCCAGCAGACGCCUGUCACGGCACAUCGCCUGCCGCUUGCAGAAACAGUCGACGUGGUCGUCGAUGUGGCAGAAGACCGACUCACUGCCGGCUCUCCGGUCGAGGAGGUCGUGGCCACGGAGAUCGUCGAGGACUAUCUAGCCAUUGACAGCCUGAAGCUGCAGCAGACUGCCCUGUCCCAGCUCGAUCGCACGGAGAUGUGGCUGGUGGCUCAGCGAGCCUAUCUCAACGGCGUAACGGACCUGACGGAAUCGCACGACGAUCUUCGGUCGCCGGAAGGCGAGCGCUCGGAGACAGAGCGGCCAGAGAUCAGCUCGCCGGUAGCGCCCGCCGUGCCACCCAAGGACACCAUCAACACCACCGCCAGCACCGCCGAGCCAGAGGCGGCAGUGUCUAUGGCCGUCAUCGUAGCCACGGCACGCAAAAAGACUGUGCGCUUCACAGAAGGCGUCAAGUCGCCGGCUCUGCCGCGCACGCUGCCAUCGGUCUUGGUGCACCAGGAGUCGGCGUACUAUCGCGCCUUCACCAAUUGCAUCGUGCGGAGCCACUCGUCGGACAUAUUUAUCCACCGGCUGCCACGCUUUGAGUCGCUGCAGGCACAGCGGCUGCUGCUGGGGAACGCACAUCGCAACCAGCUGCUGGGCAAGUACCAGCUGACAGUGGUGCCGCAGUCGGCCAAGAAGCGGAUGAGCGCCAACGUGGUGCGUGGUGAUGACGAGCUGAUCGAUGACCCGGCCAAGCUGCGGGCUGACAAGGAGGCGGACGCGCUCAGCCAGAUGGCCCUGGCCUUGUGGCACGUGGGCGCGACGAAGCUGCUCAACGGCGGCCGACUGGUCAUGGCACCGGUACACAAGCGCUUCGCCCGCAUUAGCCAGCCGACAUGGGGCACCGGCGGACGCGAGCGGACGCGCAUCCUAGACCUGGGCGGCCAGGCGACGGGAGAUUGGUCGUGGCAUGUGGCGCUGCAGUACCCCAACGCCAAGGUGUACAGCGUGACGACCAAGGCGAUCCGGCAGCUGUCCAACGCGAACGUGCGCGGACCAAGCAAUCACCGCCAGGUGGCAGUGGAGAGGCUGGCGCGGCUGCCGUUUGCCGACGGCCAGUUCGACCUGGUGCAUGCGACCGAGCUGCAUUCAAUCCUCAAGCUGGUGGGUGGGAACGGGGAGGACGAGUGGGAGACGUGUCUGCACGAAUGCUAUCGCGUGCUCAAGCCAGGCGGCUAUCUCGAGUUCAGCCUGCUGGACGCCGACAUUGUCAAUGCCGGCCCGCUGGGCAACGCCAAGAGCGUCGAGUUUGGCUUCGUGCUGCAGACCCUGGGAUACGACCCAGCCCCGACGAAGCUGUUUCUGGGUCGUCUGGACCGUGCCGGCUUUGCUAACACCCGUCGCGCCUGGUUGUGUCUGCCCGUGGGCCCACGGCCAUCUGCGCUAUCACGGCCUGCUGUCAUCAAGCGCGACUCGACCGGCUCAGCCGUUCCAACCGUCGAGCUGGAGGCCAUCGUGACCGGCUCAACCGACGGCGUCGCGGCCAUCACUGGCCUGGUCGGUAGCUGGUCUUGGGAGCGGUGGUUGCUGCGUACUGAGAUGGAGAAGACGGCUGGCGAGCUGCGCCUGGCCGACACCGUCACCGCUGGGGCUGCCCUUCACGAGGCUGGCAAGAGCCUCGAUGGUGUCCACGCCAUCGUCGAGGAGGGCCGCGCGAGAGGGGCUGCGUGGCGCAUGCUGCGUGGCUACGCCCGUAAGCCGCGCUCCAUCACUAUGGGCACUAUCAACAUGAUGCUGGACAUGGGCGGCGAGUGGUGA
This is a messenger RNA of Grosmannia clavigera kw1407, 3213 nucleotides long. RefSeq names its product verprolin-like protein. Gene Ontology annotation, molecular function: S-adenosylmethionine-dependent methyltransferase activity. The record is from RefSeq and is a predicted model, not a curated record. The transcript has a single exon. The coding region runs from base 1 to 3213 and encodes 1070 amino acids. Lineage: Eukaryota; Fungi; Ascomycota; Sordariomycetes; Ophiostomatales; Ophiostomataceae.